GAGCCACCCGAACAGCCAGCUGCAGCUAGCUGCUUGCAGUGACUACAUUUCUGGCACCAAGCAGCCGGUUCGACACGCAUCUCAUCCCCUCCUCCUCCUCCAGGCUGCGGCGGCGGCCUUACAGAGAUAUAUAUAUAUAUAUAUUUAUAUAUAAAGAGAGAGAGAUAUUUAGCUUUCUUGUUUGUUUUUUUGACCGUCAAAAUGAGUCAGGAUGUGAUGGAGUGCUUGUGCUGCCAUCGCUAGCUAGACGGACAAAAUUCCUUCGACCCGCCGCGCGUGUUCAAUCACUGCGGGGUUGUGGCACCGCGUUAGCCGAGGCGUCGUCGUCGUCGUCGGGGCGAAGCUAGCGGCGCUAGCGAGGCGGCGUUCGCGGCCGUUACGUCUGUUUUCAGCCGACGUUAGCUCGUGUAGUUACUCGGGAGAGCGGACAGAGCAACAACCGUUAUCAUUAUUGUUAGCUUCUUUUUUUUUUUCCUUGUUUUUUUUUAGCAACGACUAGUAGCUCGCGAAUUAGUCCGAGAGCCUCCACAGACGUCCGCCGUUCAACGGGGGUUGGAUGUCGCGCUGUUUUCAGCCACUUCGGGGCGGAUCGCGAAUUGUGCCACAGUGACAGGAGAUCGAGUCGGACCACGGAGAGAUCGAGGGGGUUAACGGUAGGAACCAGGUGUCGAGUGGCUAAUCUGUUGCGGUGGGGUUUUUUUCAAGCAGCGCAUCUCGCGAGGCCCCGCCGCCUCCUGACUCCCCUCCCCUGUCCGAGUCUCCAGCGGUUUGCCGAGCACGCCCGGGCGAAGUCGCAGUUCUCGGCUGGGGGGGGCAACUUGACAGCGAGGCCCCUAGCUUAGUCUCCCCUCCCCCCCCCCACCCGAGUCCCGUCCAUCCAUCCAUCCAUCCGUCCGUCCAGCCCGACACGCCGCCGCUGCCGCCGCCUCCUCCUCGCCCGAGACAGAAGCGAGGACCGGGGGGGGGGAUCCGGGACAGGGAGCCGAGAGCGUGGGCGAGUGUUCCGUCGGGUCCCGUCUGAACCGGGCUGCCAACCACCCGAGGGGAUGACUCUGGAGUCCAUGAUGGCUUGUUGCCUGAGCGAAGAGGCGAAGGAGUCGAAACGGAUCAAUGCCGAAAUUGACAAACAACUCCGCCGAGACAAGCGGGACUCCAGGAGGGAGCUGAAACUACUUCUCCUCGGUACGGGAGAAAGUGGCAAGAGCACCUUCAUCAAGCAGAUGAGGAUCAUCCAUGGAGCCGGAUACUCAGACGAAGAUAAGAGGGGCUUCAUCCGGCUUGUUUACCAAAAUGUCUUCACCUCCAUGCAGGCCAUGAUCCGCGCCACUGAGACCCUGAAGAUCCCGUACAAAUAUGAACAGAACCGGUCCAAUGCCAUGCUGGUGAAGGAGGUGGACAUUGAGAAGAUCGCCGGGUUUGACACACCCUACAUCGUAGCUAUCAAAUGCUUGUGGUCCGACCCGGGGAUCCAGGAGGCCUACGACCGCCGCAGAGAGUACCAGCUGUCUGACUCCACUAAAUAUUACCUUAGCGAUUUAGACCGUGUGACCGCGGAGGGAUACGUCCCCACCCAGCAGGAUGUGCUGCGGGUCCGUGUGCCCACAACGGGUAUAAUAGAGUACCCGUUUGACCUGGAGAACGUCAUCUUCAGGAUGGUGGAUGUAGGGGGUCAGAGGUCCGAGAGGAGGAAGUGGAUUCACUGUUUUGAGAAUGUCACCUCCAUUAUGUUUCUGGUGGCGCUGAGCGAGUACGACCAGGUCCUGGUGGAGUCGGACAAUGAGAACCGUAUGGAGGAGAGUAAAGCUCUGUUCAGGACCAUCAUCACCUACCCUUGGUUUCAAAACUCCUCCGUCAUCCUCUUCCUCAACAAGAAGGACCUGCUGGAGGAGAAGAUCUCCUACUCACACUUGGUGGACUAUUUCCCCGAGUUCGAUGGUCCCCAGAGAGAUGCACAGGCGGCGCGGGAGUUCAUCCUCAAAAUGUUUGUGGACCUAAACCCAGACAGCGACAAGAUCAUCUACUCUCACUUCACUUGUGCCACGGACACUGAGAACAUCCGCUUCGUGUUUGCAGCUGUCAAAGACACCAUCCUACAGCUCAAUCUCAAAGAGUACAACCUGGUGUGAGGGCUCGCGCUGUGAUGCACAUCUCCUCCCCCAUUGCACAAAGGCACACCUCCUUUGGGAGUGUGCGCUCGGCUCCACAUGCAUCACACACACACACACACACACACACACACACACACACACACACACACACACACACACACACACCAUGCCAACAAUCACACACACACACACACACACUCACACACACUAACACAUACACACUAAAACACACAGACCCCCUCCUUUCCCCCCACCCAGUACAGUACAUUCACAGAUCCUCCCACCUGCAAAUGCCGCCCCCGCUCUUUCACCAAAGCUCGCCCUCUUCUUCUUCACUUGGCAGCUUGUUGUGUCAGAAUCCUUCGCUCCUCGCAAAGCUGCUCCGUGUGUCAGAUUUGGCUGCGGCUGCUGGCUCUGGCACAUUUAAUCCGGCACACAAACUUUUCACACGAGCUGUACAGUGACUGAAGGAGACUUUGGUGUGUGUGUGUGUUUUGUUUGCGUUUGUGUGUUUGGGGGCAGCAUUAACUAGCAAGGAGCUGUGUUUUGGUGAAUAGCACUAUCGAACCCCUUUGGCCCCACGGAGUUGACCCUCAGCGGUGCAAGAUCAGAUCCUCCAUCAUCUCCUUUCUGAGCUCCUGCCGGUGGAAGGGAAGUAAAAAACUGCAUCUCCUCCAAAACCGCCAAUCACAAGUGGCUGGACGCUGAAGACGAUAGACCGCAGAGCGUCUCAGACGGGGUGUGAGGUUGCACACGGGACACAAGAGGGACGGGUCUGACAAUUCGUUCCCCACCUCGCACCUAUGAAUGUACCCACCAGUGUGAGCAUCGCAGUUGAAAAAAGAAAAAAAAAGAAAUAUAUAUUAUGAAGUAAAUGCAUAUGUAAACACACUUAAGACAAAAAGCACGAGAGGGCAAGACAUAGCUAAUCAAAAUCUGUUCAUUGCUGAGAUUUUUUAAAUGUUUUUAAUGAUAGAAAUUUGUUGCUACGUCUACUUCUAUUACACAGAUAAUGGCUUAAUGGAAUGGUGAUAAGAAAAGGUGAGAAAAUCUACAAAAAAAACAAACAAACUUUUAAACAAAGACAUAUUAAAAAGAAGUAACCAGAAAUUUACUUCACAUAAGGAUCAUUUUAAGAUUUCUGUGUUUUCACGUUUAAGUUAACCACACGGCUUCCCUCCUCCAGAUGUUUUUUCUGUUUGGAUCCGCAGGGACAAAUCCCCCGUGUGUGACCGUAUCUGACUCCAACCCUACACCCUUGUUACAGAAACACCGGUAGCGGGUGAGAGGACCCUGCUUUCCCCACAAGCUCUGCUGUGAUUGGUGGAAGCAGGUUUUGAGAGGGGGGUAGUGUGAUGUCAUCAGUGUUUUAUCAGCCAGCAGAGCACAUCUGCAUCCCGGGCUGCAAGUAGCUUAUUCAACAAAACAAAAAGCUGUAAAUGAAACAUGCUCACGCCCCCGGGGUGUGCGGAUAGAAUCCAUAUCUGAUGACGUCACACCUGCGUCACACGGCCGUCCAAUUGGACACACUUCCUGAUGGUGACCCAGUCAUCCAUUUUAUCAGGAUGUGCCUGUUAGGUUUUUUUGGUUUUUUUACUGUAUAGUCACUUUGUUUAUAAAAAGAUUGCUUGCUGUUGAGUGGUGAAGGGGGGGGCUAUGAUCCUUUCACAGAAAACGCACUCGAAAGUCCGCUAACGUUGUUUGUGUAUAUUUGUUUGUAAAUACAUAUACACAAAACACUCCUGUACAAAAAAAUAAUGCUCUGUGGUACACCAUCUUUGGCAAAAAACAAAAACAAAAAAAAAUUACCAAAAAAAAUACCUAAACUAUCAACUUCUUUCAUUAGCACACAGUUUUUCCUAUGGAUAUAUGGUAGUAUUGAUACUGUGAUUAUGGAUUUUGUUCACUUGAUUAAUAGGACUACGCAGAGCUGAGUGGUGCUGAGGAAAACGAUUGGCACGGAGUAAUAGUCAAGAGAAAAUAGGCUCCUCCUAACCAGCCUCACGACUCCACACUACUGCAACAGCUCUGCCUCCAGAGUCAUACUAACUAGGGCUGGUAAAAAAAAAAAAAUCUUCACAGUAUGGUGACAAGAUGAUUUUAAGAGUAAUUAAAGAUUUUUUUUUUUAUUUAUCUAAUUUAUGGACCAGGUUUGAAGGUGUUGUUAAUUUGACUGCUUAUGAUUCUGUCAUGUUGAAGUGCUCCUUUUCUCACGAUGGAGCCUACUUGAGUCUGAACUGCUGUAAAAAAAACACAAAAAAACACACGAAUGUCUGGUUAUAGUAAGGACUUUAUCUCUGCUUCUAUUUCUUAUCGAGACGUUUCCAGUUGUAACUUGCCAUCACAUCUCCAUCCAUUUAUAAUACCGUUCGGUUUCUUUUGAAGCCCUCACAUUUUGUUUUGAUUUUUAACAAAAAAAAACAAAACAAAAAAACAUGUAACUUGUAUUUCCUCUCGGUUUAUAGACGCAGCGCUGUAAUGCAUACCUAGAAAAAUGUACAGUAUGAACGUAGGUGGACUUUUUCUUUUCUUUUUUUAAAUCAGUGAUCGAAGACCUACAGGGUCGAUGCUUGCUAUUUGUAAUUUAACACACUAAAAAAAAAUUAUGUUGUCCAUUUUUUUGCAUCGUUAAUUUCCACGUUUUUUGAGGCUUGCUUCGAUAGUGCCAGUGAAGUGCAGAUACUUUUUUGGUCUUUGACCUUUUCUACAGGUGACUUAUCCUUCAUCCUCAUUAAGGGCUAUCACAGUGCAUCAGACAGUGGGGGAGUGGAGCACAGGACCACAUUGAACCAAGUCAUCCACUGCUAAAUCUUGUGUGUAAAUGAGAGAUUACCUGCAGUAUGUGCUGUAGGAAGAAACGGCAAGGUGUUGAUGCAAACAGAUCUCGGCCCUUUUGGUGAAUUUGACCCAGUGUCUGGCUCUCUGACCUCCACCACGUCAUGCUGUCACACGGUAUCACAGUGUUACCUGUUGCACCUCUCGCCGUGUAGGAACACGUAUCGCUAAAGACACUACCAGGACAAGUAUUGCAUUUUCCUCCCAAGUAUUUUGAGUUGUACCAGAUAGCCAAGUGAUCCUAACGACCAAUCGGGUGUGUUUGCGUAUUUUAAACCCAUUAACUACAAAUCUGUGUUGUUCAGCAUUUUUUCAGUUCAUAGAUUGAUUUGCUACUAUCCAGGCAGCUGCUGGUUUCUGUUAGUGCCACUAAGGUUUUGAAAACUGACUGUUGGAACAUGCUUGUGAGAGACGUUUAGUCAAACUUCUUUUGUUGUGGUGGUGGUGGUGGUGAUGAUAAUGCAGUGAGCAGGAUGUGGAUGCUUUUCAAAGAAGCUCUGACAUCAGGGUUUUGAUAAUUGGUUGCCAUAGACGUAUCAGAAAGCUGCUUCAUUUCUAAGAUCAAACGAAAAAGACAAACAUGGAAGUUGUGUAAUGCAUAAUGGGUGUUUGGUCAUUUUUUAGCAGCUGCAUCCCCAAAUCCUGCGAUUGUUUUCAGAAGAACACGAAUGUACAAAGUACCAGUCCAACUAAUUGGGGAAGCUUAAAAUGUGUAUACCUCACUUUACAAAAACUGAUUUAUUUAAAAAAACCCACUACGUUUUAUAAUGACACUGACAGAGAAUCUGUGGUCGAUUAGUUGCGUCCUAAUCGCCAAAAUUUUUUGCAAUAUCCGGGACAAAUAAACAAUGUCAUUUUUGUUGGGGGUCAACCAACUCAGUGGAGUUUAUCACUCGUCCAGAAUCUUAACUGCGUUUCCGUGUAACGUUUUCACAUCUCCAACUGCACUGGGAAAAAAAGGAAAACUGCCUACUAACUUAAAAUAUAUACUUCAAUUGGUAACGCAUUCAUAAGUUAAGUUAGUUCAACUCAAAGUUAACACGUUAAGCCUGUUGAUAACUUUUAAUUUGAACAAAUCUGAUUCAUUUGUGUUACGAAUUGAUGUAUUUCUUUUAAGUCCGUACGCGAUUUUCUUCUUUCAGUACAGUUUCAGAUCACUCCAGGCUGAUUCUCAACUUAAGACUGCCAGAAAAAUAGAAAAUCUUUUGGGGGGAGUUAAUGAAUUAAGUUAAUGGGGCUAAGAUAUAUUUCAGAAAAUACCAGUGUGUUCCUUAACUGCCAUUUUGUCUGCUGUUAAAAUGACACUAGCCUUGUGCGGAGGGAGCAGACGGCCAACCUUUAGACAGCUGUCGUACAAGAGAGUCCGGACGCCAGUAUUGAAGUGGAACGAUUAUACCAGUUAUGCUUACCCAAGUAUUUAUCAAUGGUUGUGUUAAGAUUUACCGUGUGUUGAGUGCAGCUUAACUUUAAUAGUGACGAAGCGAUGUUGUAUUUUUUUAAACUUGACACUACAACUCUGGCACGUGGCGAAGGGCUGGCUGGCUUUCAGUGUGAGUGUGGUAGUUUGUUAGCAGCCCGUCGUUGCGGUGUGUUUGGCGACACGUAUUAAUCUCACCUUACACGAGCUGGGAAAGAGGGAAGGCAGUUGUGUGUGUGUGUGUGUGACACUUAAAUCCUCCUCAUGCUUUCAUUCUUGUCCAUUUUUUUUUAACUACCCAGUGAAAAGUCUGGACUGGUUUUUCCACUACAAUUCUCUCUUUAUUUAUUGCCUUUCAUUGCCUUGAAUAAUGACGGAUGGCGUCGCCGGACCGUUACGGUUUUCGGAGGCUGCGUGAUGUCCCUUCUUUGUGGGCUUGUUGGAAUUAGUCCAAACAAAGUUAUCCCUAGGACUUCAGUAUGGAGUCGGUGCAUUUUCAAAAAAAAUUAACUUGUUCCCUCUACCUUUUCUGUUUUUCAUUUUUACCAGAACACUAUUAUUUUGGACCACAUGAUUUAUUUUUCCUCACUCCAAUGAAACCUGGAGGUCAAUGUGUAGUGGUGUAUAAAAUGCUGUUGUUUUUUUCCCCCUGCUCUUUAUUUUGUAUCUAAACCAAAUGUAAAUUAUGUAUUAUACUGAGUGUGCCAUCCCCACUCAUCUAGAGCCAGGCUCUCUCUUAAGUGCCAACGCUGUGGUCAUCAUCAGGACCACCGCCCGAGCUGGUCCCCCCGUUUUAAAUCAAACACACCAGAGACUAAAAGGAUAUGAUUAAGUACACGAAGACUUCAUUUCUGUAUUUAAGAUUGAAGAUUUAAAAGAUAAUCUGCUGUUUUUUUUGUUUUUUUAAAGAAACUGUAAUUAUAAUUGCAUGUGCUGUUUAUUUUGUGUUGGAAGUGAGGGCUUGGAUGUUUUCAUUGAAGCAGAGCUCUUGAUAAAGGGGGUUCGAUCAGUUGGUUAUUAUCGAUUUAUUGAUUUACAUAACUCUUGCCAUAUUUUUUUUUUUAAUGUGUUUCAUGUAUUUGUUUCAACCACUGUUGCCUGAUCCUCAUUCAAACAUGAACAUGACUUAUGAUCAUUAUCGCCUUCUAAGAGAGAAACAUAAUGACAAGGUAUCUGUUUUAAAUUGAAAUAAAUUUGUUCCUAUACUUGC
This is a messenger RNA of Scophthalmus maximus (turbot), 7570 nucleotides long. RefSeq names its product guanine nucleotide-binding protein G(q) subunit alpha. Lineage: Eukaryota; Metazoa; Chordata; Actinopteri; Pleuronectiformes; Scophthalmidae. Gene Ontology annotation, molecular function: G protein-coupled receptor binding; guanyl nucleotide binding; G-protein beta/gamma-subunit complex binding. The transcript is spliced from 7 exons. The coding region runs from base 1047 to 2126 and encodes 359 amino acids. The record is from RefSeq and is a predicted model, not a curated record. Gene Ontology annotation, cellular component: heterotrimeric G-protein complex. Gene Ontology annotation, biological process: adenylate cyclase-modulating G protein-coupled receptor signaling pathway; phospholipase C-activating dopamine receptor signaling pathway; action potential.